This is a messenger RNA of Lachancea thermotolerans CBS 6340, 1272 nucleotides long. RefSeq names its product She3p (gene SHE3). The record is from RefSeq and is a predicted model, not a curated record. Bases 1 to 1272 code for a protein of 423 amino acids. Gene Ontology annotation, biological process: endoplasmic reticulum inheritance; mRNA transport. Lineage: Eukaryota; Fungi; Ascomycota; Saccharomycetes; Saccharomycetales; Saccharomycetaceae. The transcript has a single exon.
AUGAGCAAUCAGGAAGUUGAUUUUCAGGCGGCUCAUCUAGAGUCUCCUAUGAAAAUGUCCCCCUCUAAAGUCAGUAUGAAUCAUGGAGCUUUCAUGGCUAAUAUGCAAAACGGGUACAGCCCCACAAGAGAAGGCGCUACCGCUGGUUCAUCCAGUACCAGGGUCAUCGAGGCUUUGCAUGCACAAAUAGACAGUCUUACAAAGACAAACCUCGAUUUGACAGUUCAGUCGAACAAUCUUCUUUCGCGGCUCGAAUCUUCGAACAAUACACAGAGCAAGCAUCUGGAAAGUAUAUCGACGCUGAAGCACGAGAACGACAAUCUCGGCUUAAUGCUGAGUAGAAAGGAACGCCGCGUGCGAGACCUGGAACAGCAACUUUCGCAGCUGAAGCAUUCAUACGAAGAAGCAGCUAUGGAUAACAAAACAAUGCGGCAUCAGCUGCAGACCUCGGGCCAGCGAGAGGGCACAUUGGAGAACCAACUACAGCAGUUACAGGUGCAAUACGAUGCGCUUGUUGAUGGCCAGAAACGAUACCGUGAGAAAUACGAUCUUGAAGUCGAAGAGCUAAAGAAGUCUUUGCAGGACUUCAAGCGCGACAACGAGAUGUACCUGACCAAGAACAUUCAAACUGUUGUUAGCAACAACACUGCAUUACAAACCAAAAUCAACCAAUAUUCCGGGAAAUACAAAAAUCUCGAGUCGCUCAGCCAACAGCACAUGCAGGAGUUGUCUCGAGAAGUUGAAGGCAUGGCUUCGAAGCUAGACCUUGCUAAAUGGGAGAAGCUCUAUGAAGAAAGCAGAAAUAUGGCAAUCGAAUAUUCCGAAAAAACCAACGUUCCCUUGUCACCAUCUUUCUUAGCGCAGCAUGGCGCCAAAUCUGGCAGCAGGUCUCCCUCCACAUCAAGCAGCUCAACAUUCGUGCAUCCAUCUCAAAUUCGUGUGCCCAAGGUCCGCCACUCAUCCUCUUCCGCCAAAAGAAGCAGUUUCUACGGAUCGAACGUCUCUGUACCCGGAGGCACCGUUCCAGGCGUCAAACAGCCUAGCGCAUCGCCUACUACUCCAUCUUCUGGUGGCCUCCCGGGUGUCAGAAGGUCUUCAUCAGUAAGGGGCUCUAGUUCAUCGUCCCGUAAUUCAUCAGGCGAUCUUGCGAGCGCCGAAUCAGCAGCCCAGUCACAGAAGGGAGCCUCGAAAAACAGUGCUAAUAACAAGAAGAAGAGGAUGUCUUCUCAUAGCUAUUCAAAGUCCAACGGGUUCUCUUUCGGUGAACCUUGA